CUGGCGUAGAAAGGCCAGCACGUCCAUCGUCAGCUCAGCUCGUGAAACGAUCGCGCCAAGCGACGCUUCGUAUCUUCGAACACCUAGAAUUCGAACACGCUGCCCAUGACGCUGCGGUAACUCACGUUGGGAUUGGCUAUGUCCACAAUGGCCGCCAACGCCAGCUCCAGCGCCGCACUUGUCAUCUCUCUCGCCCAUGGUGUCGUGCCAGACCACCGCCAGCAGCGCCGAGGUGCGAGUCGGGCGACCGCUCCUCUUGCUCUACUGCUUCGUCGGCGUCAUGGCAACCUUCACGCUCAACGGCUUCCUCCUUGAGAAGCUCACCAAGGCGCACGACGUGGGCGAAAUGACGCUCACGUUUGUGAGCUGCGCGUGGUACGCCGUGGUCGCCCACGUCCUUCGCGUCGUCAUGCGCGAGCCGACGUCGUCGGUGCCCAUCAAGCAGUACGUGGGCCUCUCGCUGCUCACGUUCGUCUCGACAAUCGCGUCCAUCUACGCGCUGCGGUAUGUCUCGUUCAUCACGCGCAUCCUUGGCAAAUCGUGCAAGUCGAUCCCCGUCAUGCUUCUCGGCGCGCUCCUCGGGCAGCGCUACCAGAUGAAAAAAGUCAUUUCGGUGCUUCUGCUCUCGGUCGGCGUCGCCAUCUUCCUCGUUGGCACGUACGCCCAAAAGAUUGCCAACCACGAGCACGACGAGAAGACGGCGACCGACAUGAGCAUCGGCUGUGUCCUCCUCUUGCUCUCGCUCCUCUGCGACGGCGCGACCGGUGCCGUCGAGGACAAGCUCAUUGCUGCGUACGACAUUCAUGCGUUCGAGCUCAUGUUCUACCUCAGCCUCUUCAAGGCGGGCAUGGCGCUCCUCGGGAUGCUGGUCACGGGCGAGAUGCAGACUGUCAUGGCGACGGCGUGGCCGCACCUCGGCGGGCUCACGCUCUUGAGCCUCACGGGCGCGUCGGGCCAAGCGGUGCUCUUUGUGACGCUGCGCAACUUUGGCGCGCUCACAACGUCCAUCAUCGGCACGCUGCGCAAGGUCGUGAGCAUUGUCCUAUCGGUGAUCCUCUUCCGCCACGCGCUCGAGACGCAGCAGCUCCUCGGGCUCGUCAUCGCGUUUGGCGCGAUUGGCCUCAACUGGCUGCCGACGCACCGAGCAUCAUCGCAUGUACCGACGUCCACCGACGACGAAGCCGAGGUGACGCUUUUGCGCAAGGAUACGAGUGGCGACGACGACCGAGAGACCGAGAGCAGCAGCUCGGGCGACGAGGGUGUUGACGACGAAGAGUCGUGCUCGACCGCACAGAGCAAACAGCUCGACGCAGUCGUCGAGUGGGAAAAGACUUCGAGUGUCAUCACCGUCGCCUAAGAUCGUAGUGCUCCGACUAGUCACGACUAGUAGUAUAUAUAAAAGGCGAAUCACGACGUUGCGGCUGCUUUCGCCUUGGCUUCGAG
This is a messenger RNA of Saprolegnia diclina VS20, 1443 nucleotides long. RefSeq lists its product as hypothetical. The transcript has a single exon. Gene Ontology annotation, biological process: UDP-galactose transmembrane transport. Gene Ontology annotation, molecular function: UDP-galactose transmembrane transporter activity; UDP-glucose transmembrane transporter activity. Lineage: Eukaryota; Oomycota; Saprolegniomycetes; Saprolegniales; Saprolegniaceae. Bases 197 to 1357 code for a protein of 386 amino acids. Gene Ontology annotation, cellular component: endoplasmic reticulum membrane; Golgi membrane. The record is from RefSeq and is a predicted model, not a curated record.